This is a messenger RNA of Plenodomus lingam JN3, 1050 nucleotides long. The record is from RefSeq and is a predicted model, not a curated record. Lineage: Eukaryota; Fungi; Ascomycota; Dothideomycetes; Pleosporales; Leptosphaeriaceae.
AUGAUCCCCCUCUGGACCAUCCCGAUUGCGACUGUGACGGGAAACACCUGUAUCAUCAAGCCGUCGGAGCGCGAUCCUGGAGCAUGCAUGAUCCUUGCUGAGCUCGCCGAAAAGGCUGGGUUCCCUCCUGGUGUCAUCAACAUUGUUCACGGCGCCGCAAAGACGGUCGACUUUAUUCUCGACGAGCCCCGCAUCAAGGCUAUUAGCUUCGUGGGUAGCAACAAGGCUGGAGAGUACAUUUACUCGCGUGCCUCGGCGAACGGGAAGCGUUGCCAGGCUAAUCUGGGUGCGAAGAAUCACGCCGCUGUGCUUCCCGACUGCAACAAGAACCACGCUUUGAACGCUAUUGCUGGAGCUGCGUUUGGUGCUGCCGGACAGCGUUGCAUGGCUCUCAGCACCCUGGUCAUGAUUGGCGAGACCAAGGACUGGGUCCCUGAGAUUGCCGAGCGCGCAAAGCAGCUGUCGAUGAACGGUGGGUUUGAAGAGGGCGCAGACCUAGGCCCGGUGAUUACACCUCAGUCGAAGAAGCGGAUAGAGGACUUGAUUGCCAGUGCGGAGGCCGAGGGCGCGACCAUCCUCCUUGAUGGACGUGGGCAGAAGCCUGCGAACAAGAAGUAUGCCAAUGGCAACUGGGUCGGACCAACGAUUAUUGCAAACGUCAAGCCACACAUGAAGUGCUACACCGAGGAAAUCUUCGGCCCCGUCCUCGUCUGCCUCAAUGUCGACACCAUUGACGAAGCCAUCGACCUCAUCAAUGCAAACGAGUACGGCAACGGCACCGCCAUCUUCACCCGCUCUGGCUCCACCGCCGGCCGCUUCCAGCACGAGAUCGAGGCCGGCCAGGUCGGCAUCAACGUGCCCAUUCCCGUCCCUCUCCCCAUGUUCUCCUUCACAGGUAAUAAGAAGUCGGUUGCGGGCGGUGGCGCAAACACGUUUUACGGCAAGCCUGGGCUGCAGUUUUACACGCAGCAGAAGACGGUGACAAGUUUGUGGCGGAGCGAGGAUGCGGUGGCGACGAGGGCGGCGGUGAAUAUGCCGACGCAUAGUUAG